AUGGCUAUGGCUAUGGCUAUGGCUAUGGCUAUGGCUAUGGCUAUGGCUAUGGCUAUGGCUAUGGCUAUGGCUAUGGCUAUGGCUAUGGCUAUGGCUAUGGCUAUGGCUAUGGCUAUGGCUAUGGCUAUGGCUAUGGCUAUGGCUAUGGCUAUGGCUAUGGCUAUGGCUAAUUACACUGAUGGCAAAGUAAUUUUUAAAAUGUAAUGUUUCAGAUUGCAUGCAAGUACACUAAGCACUGGCCAGGGCACAAACAAGUCUGUGAAAAGCUUGGUCCAGAUGCCAUCGAAACAUUGUAUGCAAUUAUUUCUAGUGUCGACAAUGGAAUCAAGCCUGA
Molecule: messenger RNA, 334 nt
Organism: Bursaphelenchus okinawaensis
Lineage: Eukaryota; Metazoa; Nematoda; Chromadorea; Rhabditida; Aphelenchoididae
Source: the annotation of a GenBank genome assembly